GAAAGUUGGGCGCUGGGGAGGGGGCAGCAGGAGGGGAGGGGGCUCCAGGGGUAGGUUUAGCCUAUUAUAUUCAGGGGUUAGGGGUUAUAUUGAGCCACCCUUAUUUGAGGCCUGGGACCCCACCCCCCCUAAGAAGGCGAGGCUUCCAAACUCUGAGGUUUCCCUUUGGAAAGAGGGUUCAGACCCCUUCUUGAUUGUAAUGGAGCACUGAUAUCCUCCUUUCCCUAUGUUUUCAAGCCCCCUCCCUUUAAUUUCCUGCUUACUUAGAUACCAGUCUCCCCCAUUAUUUUAUUGUUCAAAUCCCAUUUUCACUUCCUUUCAAAUCCCCCCCUUUUCCCUCUCUAUUUUAGGGCUUUUCUUCUCCUUUAACUCCCCCCUUCCCCAGUCUACAUUCUUCCUAAUAUGUAUUGACCUCAAACCUUUGAGCCCCCUUUAUUUUAGGUCUGCCCACCCCCCAAAAUGUGAUCCCUUCCUCACUUUAAAUGCAGACUCUGCUUACAUUUUGAAACAACCCCAUUCUUAGUAGAUUUCAAUUCCAUUUCGGUGUAUCUUAUUGUUGUUGUUAUUUCUUUUAAAUCUCCCCCCCCCCCUUUUUUUUUUUUUUUUGCUUGUUUCUGCUGCUUAUUUUCACCCCAGGAUUGUAUCAAGCCCAAUAGUCUGUGCAUUUCUUUUCAUGUUUAUAAGCAGUGACCAGACUUUUUCUAUAAUCGAUUAAUUAGCCUUCUGAGAAUUAUCUGCCCCACCUGAAACUGACAAGCCACACUUAUUGCCCGACAGCGAUACCUAAAUUGGUUUAAAUCAUUCUUCUUUCAGCGUUUUCUUUUCAGUUUAAAUUCUGUAUGUCCUGCAACAGCUCUUGAACGUGAGUACUUAACAUAAUAAUAACUUCCUGAGAGUCAAAGAAACCUGCUCUUUUUCUUCUUUAAAGAAAUCAUAACUUUGUAAAUUCGAUGAUACAUAUAACAUUCUAUAUAUAACCAAGGAGAUUGAAACCCACUUGGUGGUUCGUUUGAUAAAUUUUAAUGAUAUUCUAACUACUGUUUCCACAGUGUAGUGUCAGGGCCAUAAGGUAGUCAGUGGCUUGUUUUGCUGCCUCUCGUUCUGUAACUUUGAAAGACAAGCAAUAGCAUGUUUUUCUGCUUCAAGACUUCUCCAAAUUCUUCAAAGAAUUCAUUUUUUGUGUCUAUGUAGAGUAUCAAUAACUUUAGUCAGGAUAAGAGGCAGCCUGUCUGUAAUUGUAAUAUAUUCAAAGGCUUCCUUAGACUUGUCCGUGAGCAAAGACAGCAGUGAAGACGCCUCUGUUUUCACCCCAAAGUCAUUGUCAUCAUCCCCCCACACACCUUUUUUUGCAGGAAAUAAAAAAUUCCUAAGUUUCCUUUCCUGAAUAAUAUAUUGACCUCCAACCUCUGAAUCCCCCUUUUGGGAAAAAAACAAUUUUGGUACAUUUGGACCCCAUAUUUUCAUUUACAAGCCCUAUAAAGCAUUCCAUUUGAUACCUUGGCCCUUUGCAGGAAACAAAAAUUUCCUAAGUUUCUUUUCCUGAAUGAUAUAUUGACCUCCAACCUCUGAACCCCUCCUUUUGGGGGAAAAAAAACCCAAUUUUGGUACAUUUGAACCCUCUAUUUUCAUUUAUAAACCCUUUAAAGCAUUCAAUUUGAUUCCUUGGCCUUUAAGAAACCUCCUCGCCCCCCCCCCCCCCCCAGUUGUGAAACCCAAUUUUGAAAUCCCCAUUCUUACUCAUUUGAAGCACCCACUGUUUACAUCUUUACCUUUUGCUGUCUUUUCUGGUAAUUUUUUUACUCUAAAGUCUCCCCUUUUUUGCAGGAAAAAGAAAUCAUCCUAAAUUUCUUUUCUUGUAUGAUAUAUUGACCUCCAAUCUCUGAACCCCCUUUUCUUUUAGGUCUGCUGCCUCCCCCAAUUUGAUUUCUCCAUAGCUUUGAAUAGACUCCGCCAAAUUUCGGAGGGAAAAAACCCCAAAUUGCUAAAUCGAACCCCCUUAUUUCCAUUUCCAAACUUUAUAAAGCAUUUGAUUGGAUUCCUUGGCCCCCAGAAAGGUUUGAAUGCGGACUCUCCCAAAUUUUGACCUCCCACCCCUCAUUUUUGGUGAAUUUGAACCCCCUUAUUUCCAUUUCCAUACCAUAUAAAGCAUUCAGUUUGAUUCCUUGGCCUCUAGGAAGCCUUGACUGCAGAUUCCCCCCCCCCCCCACACACACACAAUUUUGAAAUAUCGAUUCUGAUUUGUUUACAGAAACACCCACUAUUUACAUCUCCCACUAAAUCCUUUUGUUUUCCUGUCUAGUGCUUCUGCCCUGCCAAUAUCUGCCACUCUCCUGGUUUAAGGCCAUAACCCUUUCCAAAAGCGGGGUCCCUUGAGGGGGAGGGAGACCCCCCGCUGUGCUUUCCUGAGGGUCAGAGAAAGGGGAACCAGGUUGUUGCUGCUUCUUUCGGUGGGUGGGAUUCGGACGCAAGGCUCGGCCAUGGCCUCCCGUCUGGAGAAGUUGGCCAAUGUGGUCCUCCGGGUGCCCAGCAUCGUCCUGCUGGACCUGCUCUACCGCUGGGACGUCCAGGCCUUUGCCGAGGGGCUGCGCCCCAAUGCCCAGCAUCUUUACCUGCAGAGACAUCACCUGUGGAAUAUCUACUACGCAGGCCAUGUGGUUUGUGUGGUGGUCCUGCUCCUUCCUGUCCGGUCCCUUGUGAAAAUGUACCUCUACCUCCUGACCGUCCUGCUGCUUUACGUGGGUCACCAGACCGCCUGGGACUACAUCCGUCACGAGAUGGAGCACGAAUUCUAUGGCGCCGUCUACCAGGAUCCAGUCGCAUUGGGACGCUUCGCGACCGCACUCACAAGCCAGGUCAUCGUGGCCACCCUCUGCGCCUUCCUGCUGAGGACCAAGCAGGUCUGGCUCUUUGCUGCCCCGAUGCUCCCUCUAGCCGCCCGCCUCUGCUGCCUCCCGCUACAAGUCCUGCCCACCGUCAACACCUUUGCAGCCAUUCUGACGGCCACCGAAGCCCUCUACGUCGUCACGUCUGGCUUGUCGGUGCCGUUCCAGUUGGUGUCUGCUGCCUACAGGGAAGUCACUCAGGCGCUGGAAGUAUACAACCUGGUCACGCUGGGCAUGUCCCUCUGGAAGCAGCUGGCCGUCCCGCUUUUGUUCCUGGUCUUCUGGCUGGCCUUGUUCACCCUGCAGAUCUACGCCUUGGCCUCCUCUUCUUCUGGCAGCCUUCUGUCGCACCAGGGACUGAUCUUCGUCCUCCUCAGCAGCGUGGCCGAGUGCUGCAGCACCCCCUACUCCCUCGUCGGGCUGACCUUCACCAUCUCCUACCUGGCCCUGGGUCUCCUCAAGCUCUGCAAGUUCUACUUGGCCGGAUACGGCGCUUUUCAAAAUGGCAACGUGAUGCACAGAGGUGUGACCGAGGGCGUGACCCUGCUGCUGCUGGCCCUCCAGACGGGCCUCCUGGACCUGCAGCUCCUCCAAAGGACCUUCCUGCUCAGCAUCAUCCUCUUCAUCGUGGUGACGUCCACCUUGCAGUCCAUGAUUGAAAUCGCAGACCCUGUCCUGCUGGGCCUGGGGGCUUCACGGAACAGGAGCCUCUGGAAGCACUUCCGCGGAGUGAGCAUGUGCCUCUUCCUGCUGGUCUUCCCCGGCUUCAUGGCCUACAAGAUCGCCCAUUUCUUCCACAUGGACUUCUGGCUCCUGAUCCUUAUCUCCAGCUGCAUGUUGACCUCCCUGCAGGUGAUGGGGACCCUCUUCAUCUACGGCCUCUUCAUCGUGGAGCUCUUCCAGGACGCGCCGAUGGAGAGGAUGGAUGAGAUCAUCUACUACGUCAACGCCGUCAGCCGGGUGCUGGAGUUCCUGGUGGCCCUCUGCGUUGUGGCCUACGGCUCCUGGGAGUCCAUCUUUGGGGAGUGGAGCUGGAUGGGGGCCUCGGUCAUCAUCAUCCACUGCUACUUCAACGUCUGGCUGAGGGCCCAGUCGGGGUGGAGAAGCUUCCUGCUUCGCCGGGAGGCCGCCAAGAAGAUCGGCUUGUUGCCGGUGGCCACCCAAGAGCAGCUGCAGCACCACGAUGACGUCUGUGCCAUUUGCUUCCAGGAGAUGACCCUUGCUGUGGUCAUGCAGUGCGGCCACUUCUUCCACGGGCCCUGUUUGCGCAAGUGGUUCUACGUCCAGGACACCUGCCCGCUCUGCCACCAGCCGGCCCAGCCCUUGGCGAACCCUGGAAGCCCAGGCGGGCCCCGGGUUGCAGACCCUGGUCCAGAGAUGGGCGGCAAUCCUGUCCCGGAGGAGCAAGACCCGGUUUCUCAGAGCAGCACAGAUGAUUCUGAUGAUAGCAGGACUCCAGAAGCUGGGGAGACCCCCAGAGAAGGCCCAGGAGACCCCAGCCGGGCCUUUCCGGAAGGGGAAGACCUGGAACAGUGCAGCCGAAGCAUAGGAGGAGAAUUGGAAGAGAAUCCCCUUCUAUAUACUUCCCUUUUGGAGGAAGCACAGACAUCUGUCUCAGCUGCAGAAAGCAGCCAUGGCUCUGUUCAGUGGACUGCCCAACUUGCUCCAAAAGCCCCAUUGGAACUGCCUUUGGGGGGGAACUCAUUCAGUUCAGAAGAGCCCCCAAACCCGAGGCAGGAAGACUCUCCAGACAGCGAUAUUCUCCCAGAACAGUCUGGGUCAAUUUCUACCCAAAGAGAGAGCAGUUCCAGAGUCCCUUCGUCACUCCUGUCCGAAGAACAUCUUGAGAGACCCACUCCAGAUUUGGUUCCUGAGGGUCACGCGAACGUUUUGAGUCAGAGCCAGGACCCACAUGCUAGCAGGGAUCUUAAGACAUGAGAACUGUGGAUUCUGGUACCUCCUACUCCCCACUUUUGCCUUCCUCCUGACCCCCAAACUCAGUUGAAUCUGCUGCUCUUUCUGCUUCUAGGGAAAUAGCCAAUUAAGAGAACAGGAAUUUCCUUUCUCUCCAUCUCCAUCUGGGAUAAAAAGCAAUGAAGACCACCUUUCUUGAGUAUCAAAGGGCCCAUCGUCCUUUCAGCAUUGUGGAUUGUUGUUUUUUUAGGGCGUCACUCCUGAGACCUCAGCGCCUUCCGUUGGAGCUGCAAGGUUUGUUUCUCAGAACUCUUUCCGCCGCCUUUCAAUGGUUGCGCUGGCCGCAACAUGGGCACCGCGUUUUAAAGAAGCCUGAGUUUCUUUUGAAAUGGUGGCAAGGCAUUGGGACGAUGUCUUGGAUUUUGCAGCGCAUCCAAAUGUCAGCACAGGCCGGGAAUUGGACCAUCUCCAGAUGCUGCUGCUGCACUGCAAGUCCCAAUAUCCUGUAGCAAAGAAUACUGGGAGUUGCAGUUCAGCAACAUCCGGAGAGUUGUGUGGUUCUCUCUCGAUGUAGAAAACAUUUGGAGGUUGUGCUUCCUGUCCGAACGAAGAAAUUUUGUUGGAUUUUCCCAAUGACAGCCUGAAGCCCAUGCUGCAGAAUCCUUGGAGCAUUUGGGCUGGUGGACGGGGUGAGGAGCUAAUUCCUUGUGAGCCAAAUAAAGAGGUGAAUAAAUGUUAUGGACAUCGUGUGAAACAACUACA
Molecule: messenger RNA, 5558 nt
Organism: Anolis carolinensis (green anole)
Lineage: Eukaryota; Metazoa; Chordata; Lepidosauria; Squamata; Anolidae
Product: RING finger protein 145
Exons: 10
Coding region: 2478-4820 (780 amino acids)
Cellular component (GO): endoplasmic reticulum; endomembrane system
Molecular function (GO): zinc ion binding
Source: RefSeq, a predicted model, not a curated record